Messenger RNA from Limanda limanda (common dab), 993 nucleotides. It is a transcript of the gene st8sia1, whose product is annotated as ST8 alpha-N-acetyl-neuraminide alpha-2,8-sialyltransferase 1. Gene Ontology annotation, molecular function: alpha-N-acetylneuraminate alpha-2,8-sialyltransferase activity. The transcript is spliced from 5 exons. Lineage: Eukaryota; Metazoa; Chordata; Actinopteri; Pleuronectiformes; Pleuronectidae. Bases 1 to 993 code for a protein of 330 amino acids. Gene Ontology annotation, biological process: oligosaccharide metabolic process; N-glycan processing. The record is from RefSeq and is a predicted model, not a curated record.
AUGCUGGUGCGGUGCUACCGGGGCAAGCCCGCCGUGUGGGCCGCCCUGCUGGUGCUGGUGCUCUGCUGGUUCUACAUCUUCCCCGUGUACAGGGUCCCCAGCGACACGGAGAUAGUGGACGAGGUGCUGAGGCAGGGCGGAGUGUGGCAGAAGAACCAGACCGGCAUCGAUCUGUACAGGAAGUUGUUGACGGACUGCUGCGAUCCACGGAGGACGUUCGCCGUCACCAAGGAGAACUCGCCGAUGGGGAAGGUCCUGUGGUACGACGGGGAGUUUUACCACUCUCACACCGUCAACAACGAGACCUACCCACUCUUUGUGCAGCGCAACCCUCUGCAGUUCCCCCUGAAGAAGUGCGCGGUGGUGGGCAACAGCGGCAUCCUCCGACACAGCAAAUGCGGACAGCACAUUGACCGGGCCGACUUCAUUCUGAGGUGUAACCUUCCGCCACUCUCAAAGGACUACGUGGAGGAUGUGGGAACCCGAACACACCUGGUAACUGCCAACCCCAGCAUCAUAGAGAAAAGGUUUCAGAACCUUCUGUGGUCGAGAAAGGCCUUCGUGGACAGCAUGAAGGUCUACGGCUCCAGCUACAUGUACAUGCCAGCGUUCUCCAUGAAGCCCUGCACCGACCUGUCUCUGCGGGCAUCUUACGCCCUGGCAGACUCCUCCUCCAACCUCACCAUGCUCUUCGCCAACCCAGAGUUCCUGCGCACGGUGGGCAAAUUCUGGAAAGCCCGAGGCGUGCACGCCAAGCGCCUCUCCACGGGGCUCUUCCUGAUCAGCCUGGCCCUGGGGCUGUGCGAGGAGGUGACGGCCUACGGCUUCUGGCCGUUCGCCAUUGGCCUGGAUGGGAAGCCGGUCAGCCACCACUACUACGACAACAUCCUGCCCUACAAGUGGUUCCACACCAUGCCCGAGGAGUUCGUCCAGCUCUGGCACUUGCAUCAAAGCGGCACGCUGCGCAUGAAGGUGGAACACUGCCCCCCUUAG